This is a messenger RNA of Panthera uncia (snow leopard), 14954 nucleotides long. It is a transcript of the gene ZBTB20, whose product is annotated as zinc finger and BTB domain containing 20. The record is from RefSeq and is a predicted model, not a curated record. NCBI's taxonomy places the organism in Eukaryota, Metazoa, Chordata, Mammalia, Carnivora, Felidae. The transcript is spliced from 17 exons. Gene Ontology annotation, biological process: regulation of transcription by RNA polymerase II. Gene Ontology annotation, molecular function: RNA polymerase II cis-regulatory region sequence-specific DNA binding; DNA-binding transcription factor activity, RNA polymerase II-specific; protein binding. The coding region runs from base 8723 to 10948 and encodes 741 amino acids.
UUCUGUAUUUGUUAUUAAUAGAAAUGAAAAAGAUUGAGAUUUUAUGCAGCUUCUUUUCUAAAAACUUGAUAUGUCCUUAUAUGUUUAAAAGGCUGUGGUUGUAAACUUGUAAGUUAUUGGGGUCAAAUGGGCUUUCUUAAACAAAAAUAAGAGAUACUGUUUCCACCCAUUUUGAAUCAUCCAUGUGGCCUGUUGCCUCAGAGGAGUUAGCAGGCUGUUGUCAUGCUGACUCUAUUAUUAAUAACUGGCUUCAAUAUUACUGGACAGAUUGUUACUAAUGUUUCCAACCCCUUAAUCAAACUGGUUCAUGGUAGCUUUCUUUUAUCACUUUUGAACAUUGUUUAUAUGCUGCUUUUCUUCAUUAUCCUUUCUUUAAAUUUUACUUUGUGACAAUUAAUACGAUUUUUCUCAAAAUAUGUGAAAUAAGUAUUGAAAUUAUCUGGGAAAUCCAUGUGCCCUCAAACCUGUUUCCCACCAUUAGUCUUUUUUCAAAAUCUUCCUAAUAUCACCAGUUUAUUAUUCUAGAACAUUUUUAAAGUAAUUUUGUCAAGCCUCUCCCUCUAUCCCUCAUAAAUUCCAUUGGAUUGAUUUUAGGCCUGACUUCUACCACUUAGUAGCUAGGUGACUUGGAGCCUCAGUGUCCUUAUCUAUAAAUGAGAACAUUAAUAUUACCUUUCUUACAAGGCUGUAGGGAGGAUUCAAUGACAUGCGUAAGUAGCAUUAAGCACAGUUCUUGACACAUAUAGUAGUGGUAAUUUUUAUUUUAAGAAUGAAUCUUUUCUAAUAGUAGCAGCUUUUUAAUUUUUUUUUUUUUUUUAAUGUUUAUUUUGGAGAGAAAGAGACAGAGUGCAAGUGGGGAGGGGCAGAGAGAGAGAGGGAGACACAGAAUCUGAAGCAGUUCCAGGCUCUGAGCUGUCAGCACAGAGCCCAACUGGGGCUGGAAUUCACGAACUACAAGAUCAUAACCUGAGCCGAAGUCGGACGUUUAAACGACUGAACCUCUCAGGCGCCCCAGUAGCACCCUUUUAGAUCAGAAGAACAAGAUGGAGUUUUUGCGGGUAGAAUCACCAAGGAGGAUGGUGGAGAGCUCACCAAUCUGCUGGACAAAUAACAGCUAUUAGCAAUUAAGAUGCCUCUGUUAUGUAUCUUCUAUGUGACUUUUAUUUUUCCUAUAGAACACACGCCAUAGUUUGUUUCUUUUUCCUUGCAUAUUGAAUAUAACCUGUACAUAUGAAUAAAUUAUUAUGUAAGUGUUGAAACUUUAAAGACAGUUGCCAGCACUGUCCUAGAUUGUUUAAGAGAGACGAUUGAGCAGGGAGCAGGAAAAGUUCAUGUAGUAUACAUGUCUAAUACAUUUUUCUAGAGCGAGGGAGAUAUUGCAAAUGACAUUUUAAUGCUUUUUAACCCUUUGAUUUAAAAUUUAUUGUGUCAUGAAGGUACUCUCUUCCUGUGUUUCUGGAGAUAUUCAUAUCAUUUAAGAUUAAUUGAUGGAGGUAUUAACGAUUAAAUUAUAAUAAAUUGUAAUUCAGACAUUAAUCUAUAUGCUUUUUCUCUCUGACCGUAUUUCUCCUGUAUAUUUGUGGGAAAAGGUGAUUGACUCAUAUCUAUAUCUGAGUCAUUCUAUGUUAAACAUGCUUUUGAGUUUUUGCUAUUCACCAUUCACCGUUUACUGACCACUGUUCACAGUGCCACUGGUCACUCCUUGGAACUCUGGUCUCUCUAAGAAGCUUCUAUGUUUGCAAGGGCUACAGUAUAUGGAUGAAUUUAUCACAGUACCUUCAUUUUCCAUCCUUGUACUCCUCAUUAACACUAGUAAACAAAGCCGUACAAGCUUUCCAGAAGGUUUGAAGAGAAGAAGAUUGGCAAAAUGUAAAUGUCUUAGAAGUUAAUAUUAGGCAUCAUUCUUUUUAGAAAAAUCUUUUGGCCACCUUGACAUUGGGAAUUUCUCACUACCCACGUUUCUUUCUUAUCAUUCUCCUCUCUUCCUCCUCUUCUCUCAUCUCUAUGCUCCCCUGCCUUCAAAUUGUCAUUAGUUUCUUAUGGAGUACACUUUGGCACCACAAGAAGAAUUAUUCAGUUCCCACCCACUUUCUGACCUUAACCAGCUUACUAAAGUGUUUUCUUCAAAAGGGAUUGUUCCUCUCCUAUGAGGAAUUUUAAGGCUAACUUUCAACUUAUACUUGAACACUUAUGUAGUAGAAGUGAAAGAAAUAAUGGAUAAGUGAAAUGUGAAGGGAAGCUGAAUUUUCUUCUCAGAGAUGAUUCGAAUUAAAAUCCUGCUAGCUAUAUAGGACAAUACUUUUUUAUUCAACAUUUUAUUAAAAAAAUUUUUCAUACAUAGAGAAAAGUUGAAUAGUAUUACUUUUUUGGUCCCAUUUUCAUUUUUCACAAGAUCUUAAAGUAAGAAUAUGUUUUAUAUAUAAUUAAAAAAGUUUAAAUGCUAUUUAGAGGUGGUUUAUAUCAUCCUUAGAACUCAAGUUUGUUAAAAUAUUUAAUUAACCAAGGUUUAUAAAUUCCAUAUAUUGUUGCUUUGUUUUUUCAUUCAUUCACUCAUUCAUUCAUUCAUUCAUUCAAGAAAGCUCUAUUGAGCUUUAACUGUACUCCAGGUGUUCUUCCAGAUAUUAGGCUGUCAAAGCUUGAUAAAUAGAGUCCCUGUUCUGGUGGGUCCUUCAGUCCAAUGGCAAUGGAAAGUAUAUUAAAGGAUAAAAUGACUGUAGCACUGCAAAGGGCAUACUAAAGAUACUCCCCGUGAUGUAGUUUUCAUGUAAUGUUUUGUUUUUGUUUAAAACUUAAAUAUUUGUUGACUAGAAUUGAAAUGUAUCUUCCCAUUUAAGGAUCAUACUACUGGUCUUCUACUAGUAAACUAUGAUUUAUCUACAGGCUCUUCUAGUUUUUCUUGGGACUCCUGGGACACAGUUUUAAAACUGAUGACUCAAAUUAAGGAUUAUUGUCUAAUUAUAUAUACCACAAUAGAAUUACUUUAUGAUGGUGGCCUCAAUGACAAAAUCAGUACUUAGUAUAGCACUUACUCAUUUUGACCCAUUACCCCAGUCUUUGCUUUUCCAACCAUGUACCAGGGCUAAAACUUGUUCUGUCCUUCAUUGCAAUAUGACUUUUUUUUUUUUUUUUUAACUACUCCCCCUUCUCUUUUCUUUUGGGAGUGUUCCUUUGAACAAUCUUAAAAUGUUUCAACGUUUUUUUCCUGUUUAGCCUCACAUGAUAUAAAAACAUUAGAGAUGUCUGAAAAAGGACUUGAUUAAAGUGUGUUCAGGAUAGUGGUAAAUGCUUUUGAAAUUAGUUGAAUUUUUUUGUCUUCAAGAUUAAAAAAAAAAAUCUCACCCUUCAUGUACUUUUGGAAGUGUUUAUUUCCCAGAGUACUCUGUAACUCUAAAAUUAAUGAAACUGUAUGCUCCAGGUUAAUAUCUAUCACUGAUUUCCACAAUCAUUUAAGAAUUUCAUGUACUGUGUACUUGUAGAAGACACUUUUCUAGGCACCUUGGGGGCAAUGAAUAAAGUGUACUCAAUGGGUCUAUAAACUACACUGCUAGAGAAUAAACUGUUUGUCUCCAGUACCUCCCUCUGCUCCACAUUUGUCUCCAAUCUAACCUUAGUACUAGUCCCUGUCUUGUGCGUGUGUACACGUCUUUCAUAAGCCACAUAUUAAAUUUAGGUAUUUAUUUUGUUGGACUUCAUUCUGGGGGAGAAGCACAAAGUUUAAGGCACUGCAUUACAUGAGAUAUCACGCUAUGUAAUGGCAAGAUUAUUUGCUUAUACUAAUAUUGUUUGCUGCAAGUCUGUCCCCCAACCAGGCUGUGAAGUCUUCAAAAGCAGAAACUAAAUCAUAUGUUUUAUCUUCACUUUUUACCCCCAAGUACCCUGAAUGGCACAGAGUGGGCAUAUAAUCCAUGUUUAGUUAAUGCACAAAGAUCGGAGCAAGGGCAAAUUCUUUCUUGUAGAAUGAGUCAUUAGUAUCAAAGUGUUGAGAAUAUAUCUCUAAAUAAUUCAAAGUUAAAACCAAGUGUGUAAAAUCUAAUGAUGGUUAUUCAGCAUCUCUUACAAAUCAUGUAUAAUUGAAUCCUUGCUUUUUCCACGCUUUUCUCAGGCUAUUGGAAAACAGUAUUUUUUAUUGUAUUUUAUUUAUUAUUUAUUUAGUUUUUUUUAAAGCAAUUAUUUGCAUUAGUAUUAGAUAUUUGAUACCUGAACUAAGGAAACUUUAAGGACUAUGUAGAUUUUUUUAAAUUUUUGUUUGUUUUUUAAACAGAGGGCACUUAAGCAAAUAAUCUAUGGGAAUUAUAUAUAAUGCAAGUAGGCUUUAUACAUUGAUAGACUUGUUGAUUACAGGUUGUUUUUCAGUUCAAGCAAACGGAAGCACGUAUUUAUGGACAUUUGGAAACAAAGAAAGGCAACUGAAUGGAUUAUGUAAAUUUUUAAAUAGAGUUGCUAGACUCUUAAACCAGAUGUGUUGAGAACUCUGUAAAUUAGAAGAGCAAAUCUGUACUAUGCUGUAUUAGUAAGCAAGAUGUGAGAAAUCGUCAGGAUGUGUUGAGUUUGACUCCUAAGCACAGAAUCUUGUGGAUAGAUGGGGACUUAGCUGCCAUUAGAUACUGGGAGAGAGUAGGAUGCAGGGAUUAAACUUGUGCUCUAAACCAGACAGGCUGGGUUCAAAUGCUAUUACUCCUCUGCUGUGUGAUUUCAGGCAAAUUACUUAACCUCUCUGUUUCUUCACCUGAAAGUGCCACUAAAAAUAAUCUCUACUUCAUAGGGUCACUAGGGUUUAAUGAGUUAAUAAAUGAAAAGUACUUUGAAGAGGACCUGGCAAAUAGUAACCACCUAAGUAUUAGCUAUCAUCGUAAUCAUUGUUAUGUUAUCUACUUCAGUUCCUUCCUUUUAAAUUUAAUUAUUUUUUUAUAUGAAGAAAUGGAAACUUCAUUUCCAUUUGGAUGGUUACAUGGCUUGCGCAGGGCACACAAUCUACUUGUGGCCAUGCUGAGACCAAAACCAGUUUUUAACUCCCACUCUAGGAUCUUUCUACCAGAUGAAAUUGCUCCAUGGCAUAUCAGCAUACAAAACCACUUAAUUUAAUAACUAUAACUUCCAGAGUCUGAUAGUCAAUUAGGAUUAUUGUUUCACAUGGUGCUAUGGUUAAUUCAGUGCAUGGGUCUUGCGUCCCAGCGGGGAGAGUGUAUCUUGAACCCCAGAAAAUACUAAGAAUGUGCCACUUACUGUGCUCGGAAUCUAGUAAAGUGUGAAGAUAUGGAGAAAGCAUUGAGGUGUUGUGCAUUUUGCACUAAGCCAAAAUAUUUCUUUUUCUUUUUAAAAUUCAACUAGCUAGUUGUUUUUUAGAAAAGGUGAAUAGCUUUCACGGUCCUUUACAUUCCUUUUGACUCCUGCUGGUGGAAAUCAAAUAAUGUCUUCUUAUUCUCCUUGGGUUAAAACAAAACGAUACAAAACAAAAAUACCUAGAACCUUAUUUUAAAAAUCAGGACAUAGUUAUAUCUAAUUUGAAUCAGUCUGUCAAACUGUGAGGCCUCUGUGCUUUUUUAAGUGGCAUUUUUCUUCAAACAUUGGAAUACAGCUUCAGAGAAACAAUAGGGCAAUAGUAGAAAAACAGAACUGCCAGGCUGAGCAGUAAGGGGUGAGAUGCGUGCUAGUACCUUAGGCAACACUGAGUGUAUUUUAGAAAGGUUUUUCUUAAGACGUGAGACCAAAAGCAUAUCUGUUUAUUUUAUUACAUCCCCUUUCCCGUGUGUCUGUCCCCUUUUUAUUACGCAACCACCCUUGAGAGGGGUAAAACACUAUUAAAGCAGCACCUGAGAAUUAGAAUUAGUGGUUUUCAGUGAGAGUGGAGGGCUGGACUCUUGGUUUCCUACUAGAAUUUCCCAGGACAGUUUGCACAAUGUGUGGCUAGACAUCAUCUUCUAAUUUCUGUUCUAUAGGUUAUCUACCCUUAUAAUAGCUAAAACAAUGCCUAUCUCCAUUUUGAACCAAUGUAAUGACCCAAGGUAUAACUGAUGUUCUAAAAUAUUUUUGUGAAUCAGCUCACGAUAGACUUGAUCUAUAAGUUAUAUAUUGAAGUGAUUAAGUUCUUUAUUUUAUUAACUGAAAACUGGCUUUUAAAGGAAGGAAUUGAUGCUUAUAUGGUACAGUAGUUUUGCUUAUGCAAAGGAACGUAUUCUAAUUUUUGAAGCAUGGUAAAACACAAAACCAUAUAAAAAGGAUGAUUUUAAAAUUAAUAUACUUAAUAUGCAAUUAAUUAUUGGUGCCCAGAUUCAGGGUUUAAGUAGGUCAGAGGCACUCACAUUUUUCAUUUUUGUGUAAAUUUUCCUUAGAAUAUUUAACUUCUAUUGUGAUGUUUCUAAGUCCCACAUAGUGACACAUAGCCAAACUGUAUAGAAAUAUUUUAAGGAAGGUGGAUGUGUAGGUAGACAAGCAGAGUAUAGUUUUAAAAAAUCUGGGGACAAGAAGAAGAGCUUGAAACUUGUUCUGUUUUUUGAUGUUUGUAAUUCCAUAGCUGCAAAUAUAUCACUUAAGGGAGGAAAAGUCACCUGGGAGUAGAGAAAAGGUGUGAGGAUCACAUAGUGUGGUGGGGAGUGUAAUACCAGCAGUAUUUUGGUUCUAGCCCAUGAAAAAAAUGGUUCGUAUAUCAGACAAAGAAAAACAGUUUUGUUUUGGUUCGUUUUGUUUUUCCCUUUUAAGGAAGACUUAUUUAGAAACACUGAUUAAUUUUAUUUUUCCCUCCUUAUAAAAGAACAAGGGGUUUCUGCUAUGGUUUCAGACCCAUAUUCAUUGAAAUCUUGUCCUAUUUAUGACAGAAGCUCCUAAUGGGAUUUAUUUCUGUUGUUGUAACAUUAUGUACUAUAUGCAUUGCACCUGUUCACACAGAGUACAAUGCAUUGUGAUAUUUGUACAGAUAGAUGCUUCAAAUAAGAAACCAAUCUAAGUCUUCUAGAGUACUAGUCUAUUAGUACUUAAUUAAACUUAAUUCUGUUUUUGUCUGCAAUUUUGUGUAUGGUCUUGAUUUAUUUCCUGAGCAAUGAUUUCUUCUUUGCAGUUAUCAGUUUUGUCUGAGAUCAGUUUCCUAUUGUAUGGAGUCUUUCUUUCAGAGCCUCCUUUAAGACUGCCUCUGACUUUAAAAUCAUUACUAGGCUUUUGUCAGAGCAGAUUUGUUGACACUCUUCUCACAUUAAAAAAAUUUUAAAAGAUUGCACAAAUAAGCUAUGCAUUUCACUAGUUCCUGCUAAUAUGCAAAAAUGUAUUUAUGAUAAUUACAUGUACUGUGUGCCAGAACUGAAACAAUACAUUCCUCAUAAUGGAGCAUAAAUAAAGAAGGUGGAGCCAGCUGCUCUUAAACUGUUUAUUUGCAAGCAGUAAUGAUAUAGAGAAUAUACCUUUUUCACUCUGUUAGUCUGGCAAUACUGAACCUGUUGCUGCAUUAGACCGAGUUGCAUUUUGCUGGAUAGGGGAAGGAGGGCUGUCUGCUGUCUGGUAGGAGGGCUUUGUCUGUGCCUUUCUCUCUCUGUUUCUUUCUGUUUUUCUUUCUCUCUCCUCCUCUUCUCUCUCUCUCUCUCUCACUCGCUUGUUCUGUCUCUGUCUCUCUCUCCCUCUCUGCACUCCCGUCCCUCCCUCUCUCUUGCUCUCUCUCUCUCUUCCCGUCUCUGUGGUUUGUAAGGUAGGUUGCAGUGUGUGUAUAUACACAACAUCAAGAGCAGGAAAAUGGACUCAUUAGGGAGGCAGGCAGUCAUUACCACUCACACUGUACUUCCAGGGAGACACCGAUUAUGAGAAGAGAAACUCAGCGCUGGGGAAGAAGGAAUCUUUUGGAGUAUGUGCUACAUCCAAAUGAGGAGAAACUGAGGAGGAAAGAGGAUUCAGGACAUAGGUGAUGAUAAUGAGUCACACAAAAAGAAGUAUUAAGAAUUGCCCUUUGAGACUCUGAAGGCUGAAGCUUGGGAUAAAAUUUGAAGUCCAAAGAAUAAAAAUAACACUGUUGAAAAGAGAAUGGAUAUUCAUUUAAUACCACCAGAAGUCCAGGUGUGAAGUGUUCAUUUAACUCCUGGGGGUAAGCUUUAGUGCCUGAUAGAUUGCACGCCUGUCUGUGCCCCAUAGCUGCACAGACUGCCUGAAGUUACAUUUAGAGACUAAAAUCACUGCACCUUAAAAACAAAAGAUUGAGCUGCACUGCAUUCCUAAUGUUUCACCAUCACUAACUGGAUAUUUCUCACAACAUUGCUGUCUGGUGUUUUCUGUGGAAGGGCAGUGAAAAAGGUGGAGGAAGCAGUGACUGGCACUUUUCCUCCACGCUUUGAGAGAAAGAGAAUUGGCUGGAAUAAAACCUUGCUUUCCAUAUGGUCGACUUGAAACAGCAUUGAAAAGUGAAGGAAACAGAGGCACUUAGAACUUCAGUUACUCCCUGAGGACCAGUCUCUCUUUCCUUGACCAUCAGUCUGUGGCCUGCCCCUUCUCUUUCUAUGCAGCCGCUCUCUGUUCCCUGCCCCAAUGAACAUCUGCACUAGGCCCAAGCCUUGGAGUGAUUUACCUGAAGAGUGACACCAUUGAUUUGGAAACUACUAUGAGGAAACUGAAGCCCAGAGAGGUGAAGUGAGGUGCCCAAGGCCACACAGCAAGUUAGAGGCACAGCUAGUACCAUAGCUCAAGUCUCCUGACUCCCAGUCCAGUGCUCCUCCCAUUACUCCACGGGUCCUGUCUCUAAGCUUCCUGACAAAUGCUAGAACGGAAGAAACCCAAGACAGCUGAAAACCAGAAGGCAUCUGAGGAGAAUGAGAUUACUCAGCCGGGUGGAUCCAACGCCAAGCCGGGCCUUCCCUGCCUGAACUUUGAAGCUGUUUUGUCUCCAGACCCAGCCCUCAUCCACUCAACACAUUCACUGACAAACUCUCACGCUCACACCGGGUCAUCUGAUUGUGACAUCAGUUGCAAGGGGAUGACCGAGCGCAUUCACAGCAUCAACCUUCACAACUUCAGCAAUUCCGUGCUCGAGACCCUCAACGAGCAGCGCAACCGUGGCCACUUCUGUGACGUGACGGUGCGCAUCCACGGGAGCAUGCUGCGCGCACACCGCUGCGUGCUGGCAGCCGGCAGCCCCUUCUUCCAGGACAAGCUGCUGUUGGGCUACAGCGACAUCGAGAUCCCAUCCGUGGUGUCGGUGCAGUCGGUGCAAAAGCUCAUUGACUUCAUGUACAGCGGCGUGCUGCGCGUCUCGCAGUCGGAAGCCCUACAGAUCCUCACGGCCGCCAGCAUCCUGCAGAUCAAAACAGUCAUCGAUGAGUGCACGCGCAUCGUGUCGCAGAACGUGGGCGAUGUGUUUCCGGGGAUCCAGGACUCCGGCCAGGACACGCCACGGGGCACUCCCGAGUCAGGCACAUCGGGCCAGAGCAGCGACACUGAGUCGGGCUACCUGCAGAGCCACCCGCAGCACAGCGUGGACAGGAUCUACUCGGCACUCUACGCAUGCUCCAUGCAGAACGGCAGCGGUGAGCGCUCCUUCUACAGCGGUGCGGUGGUCAGCCACCACGAGACUGCACUCGGCCUGCCCCGUGACCACCACAUGGAAGACCCCAGCUGGAUCACGCGCAUCCAUGAGCGCUCGCAGCAGAUGGAGCGCUACCUGUCCACCACCCCCGAGACCACGCACUGCCGCAAGCAGCCCCGGCCGGUGCGCAUCCAGACCCUGGUGGGCAACAUCCACAUUAAACAGGAGAUGGAGGACGAUUACGACUACUAUGGGCAACAAAGGGUGCAGAUCCUGGAGCGCAACGAAUCCGAGGAGUGCACGGAAGACACCGACCAGGCGGAAGGCACCGAGAGUGAGCCCAAGGGCGAGAGCUUCGACUCGGGCGUCAGUUCCUCCAUAGGCACCGAGCCUGACUCUGUGGAGCAGCAGUUCGGGCCAGGGGCAGCGCGGGAUGGCCAGGCCGAACCUGCCCAAGCCGAACAGGCCACGGAAGCUCCUGCCGAGGGCGGCCCGCAGCCGCACCAGCUAGAAACAGGUGCCUCCUCCCCGGAGAGAAGCAACGAGGUAGAGAUGGACAACACGGUCAUCACUGUCAGCAACAGCUCCGACAAGAGCGUCCUGCAGCAGCCUUCGGUCAACACAUCCAUUGGGCAGCCAUUGCCAAGUACCCAGCUCUACUUACGCCAGACAGAAACCCUCACCAGCAACUUGAGGAUGCCUCUGACCUUGACCAGCAACACACAGGUCAUUGGCACAGCCGGCAACACCUACCUGCCGGCCCUCUUCACUACCCAGCCCGCGGGCAGUGGCCCCAAGCCUUUCCUCUUCAGCCUGCCACAGCCCCUGGCAGGCCAGCAGACCCAGUUUGUGACAGUGUCCCAGCCCGGCCUGUCGACCUUUACUGCACAGCUGCCAGCGCCACAGCCCCUGGCCCCAUCCGCAGGCCACAGCACAGCCAGUGGGCAGGGCGAAAAAAAGCCUUAUGAGUGCACUCUCUGCAACAAGACUUUCACCGCCAAACAGAACUACGUCAAGCACAUGUUCGUACACACAGGUGAGAAGCCCCACCAAUGCAGCAUCUGUUGGCGCUCCUUCUCCUUAAAGGAUUACCUUAUCAAGCACAUGGUGACACACACAGGAGUGAGGGCAUACCAGUGCAGUAUCUGCAACAAGCGCUUCACCCAGAAAAGCUCUCUCAAUGUGCACAUGCGUCUCCACCGGGGGGAGAAGUCCUAUGAGUGCUACAUCUGCAAAAAGAAGUUCUCCCACAAGACCCUCCUGGAGCGACACGUGGCCCUGCACAGUGCCAGCAACGGGACCCCUCCCGCGGGAACACCCCCAGGUGCCCGCGCCGGCCCCCCGGGGGUGGUGGCCUGCACCGAGGGGACCACUUACGUCUGCUCCGUCUGUCCAGCAAAGUUUGACCAAAUCGAGCAGUUCAACGACCACAUGAGGAUGCACGUGUCUGACGGAUAAGUAGUUAUCUUUCUCUCUUUCUUAUGAACAAAACAAAACAACAAAAAAGAAACAAACAAACAAAAAAAGCUAUGGCACUAGAAUUUAAGAAAUGUUUUGGUUUCGUUUUUACUUUCUGUUUUUGUUUUUUGUUUCGUUUCAUUUUGUACUACAUGAAGAACUGUUUUUUGCCUGCUGGUACAUUACAUUUCCGGAGGCUCGGGUGAAUGAUAGUUUUCCCAGCCUCCCUCGGAUGGUGGCCUUAAGGCCUGGUAGUGCUUCAAGAGGUCCACUGGUUGGAUCUCUAGCUACUGGCCUCUAAAUACAACCCUUCUUUACAAAAAAAAAAAUCUUUAAAAAAAAAAAAAAGUAAAAAAAAAAAAUUUUUUUUUUUCACUUGUGAAGAGCACUACAAAAAAUCUAUAACAAAAUCUAAAAGGCCUACUGUCUUUAAGUACACCGCUUGCAGUGUUUCAGUGGACAUUUUCACAAUUCUGGCCGCUCGGACUUCACAGUAACCAGUUAAAACUGUGGAAUAUCGCUUCUGGUUGAAAACCCAGAGGAAAGGCCCUGCUGUUUUCCACCUACCACGUUGUCUGAUUUCAUAAAAGGGCUGGGGGGGGGUGGGAACGGGCAGUGGGUCGGGUGGUGUGGGAAAGGCGAAUGGCAGGCUUCUCCCCCAGAUUCUGCUGAGUCCGCACCCCCUGGCCCACCUCCUUCAUAUCCCCCCUUUCAGCAGAAGCCAGGAAGACUUGGACAAGCAUCAAGCAACAGUGGCUAUCGUAUUUAUUCAGUGUCUUCGCUGAGCCACAGCCUCAGCACAAUCAAGAGGGACUUUCAUGAAAGGCAGGAAUGCAGAUAAAACAAAGAUAUCAGAGGUUUGCACCUACGUUUCUAGGUACAAGAGAAGGAUUAUUUCCAACAAUCUUUGCAAAAAAAAAAAACAAAAAAAAAAGUGUCAGGAUAUAUUCUUGUGGAAGAGAAAAAGAAAGAGAAAUGGAGGGUGGGGGGGAAUAAUAAAAAGUUCUUGAGGCUUUUUUAAUUCAAAAUUUUAUAGAGGGGCAAAAGUGACGUUUACCAGAUAGAAUGCUGAUUUUUUUAAUAUAUUUACGACAGUAUUUGUGUAAAAAAAAAAACAAAAAAAAGUGAGAUUGUUAAAAGUAAUUUUUUUUUUGUUUUGGUUUUGCAUACACUGCCACCGAUCCCUUCUCUUUUAUUUUAUUUCACACACGUAUAUAUAUUUUUUGGUAAGUCAAGACUGUUAAGGUUAGCGCUACUGCUUCCAGAUAGAAAGAAUAAAAGGCAAUUAAAGUUAUAUUUGAAAGAGAGGAAGGAUAUUUUCUUCAUAUUUUUUUUAAUUUUUCUUAAUUUUUAUUAUUUUAAGUAUUGCCUGGGUUGCUGAGGGCCUCUGUGGCCAGCCCAUCCCUGCUGUAAUUUGAACCUGCUGCUUUGUAUUUUGAUACGUAGUUCUUUGACUUUUAGCAAAGCGUUAAGUUGCUCCACUGAGUUUUUUUUUCAACUGAUCCAUCUAGAAUUCUGUUCUUUUUCAUGGGAGGACUUUAUCUUUCAGAAACAGAUUCCUUGCUUCUCUAUAAGUUCAUUGAGAUCUUAUGAUUCUAGAAUUUCUAUUGACUUUACUUCUUUUCUUUAAGGAAACGCUAGUAGUCUAGAGGCCGUGACAAAUGGGUUUUCCUUUUGUGGUCAGCCAGGAGGAGGAGUUCAGGCCUCCUCACCCUUCACAACUACAGAGAGCAGCGUUAUCAGAAGCCUGGUACAGAUCAGGAUGCCUUGAUGCCAAAAUUACUUUCUUCCUUUCAAAUGUCACCUUCUGACUAUUUCCACCAUGGCUGAGAGGGCUAAAUAAGAUGACCGUCCUUUAGAUGAUUUCUUAACCCUUGCUUUUGGGAAAGUUUUAAAGAAAUUAACAGAUAUUUCUCAGAUGGCAACAUCCAUCAUUCAAAAGGCUACCAGUCCGUUGCAUCAUCCUAGAUGCCACUCUCUCUUCCUAGUUGGGAUUUCUCUCCUCGGUCCUGAUCAAAGCAUCGUAAUAGGGAUUUUUCCAUUCUAGACAGUGUCCUGAAGGGAUUCCGUCUCAAAUAGAAGAAUUCUUAAGCCUAACAAAUAUUCCAAAGGUGAUUUUAUUGCUGGGCAUGUUUUAACACUCUUCAGGGGGGAAAAGGACAUCUUUAAACAAAGCAGAAACACCAAACCACAAUUUUAAAAAAGAAGCAAAGACAGUAUUUUUGUUUCAAAAUUGCUUUGCAUUUUAAUUCUCCUGUCAGCGACUUAUUUGCAAAAACUGCAACAAAUGAGAAGAAAUCUUCCAAGGGAAGCAACUCUGUAAUGGCAAAAAUGCUUUUACUCAAAUAUUUUAGAUAUUGGUUAACUCGGAUCUUUUCCAUAAGUUCUUGGUGAUGUUUAGUAGGAUUAGUGCAACUAGGGUAUAUGUGGGUUUUAUUUGGUCCUAUGGUCCUUUAUUCGGUAAAUAAUUUGCUAGAAGUUUAAUGUAGACUUGGAUGGUUAACUGAUGAGUGUCACUCAUCGUGAUUUCUAAGAGGAGUUCUAACAAGAGCUAUGUGUCCAAAAUUGACCUGUUUUAAAAGUUAGUGGGGAACAGCUUCAGAAAUAAGAUAAAGUCCAUUUUUCUCUGCUAAUUUUGCAUUUUAAAAUAGCAGUGUUGUUAAGACUCUAUAUUUCCACUUACUGCCAACAGAGGGAGCAUUAGUUAAUUAACCAUGUCAUGGAAUUGUUUUGAUCUCUUGAAAACAACUCAUUCAACCUAUGACAUAAAAAAGAAAAAAUUGACAUUAAGAAAAAAAGUUGUUUAAUCUGGAGGAAAAAUGACAUGAAAUCACUCAGCAUGUGCUACAAAGGAAGAAGCCAAAAGCCACUUCAAAAUUUUUUCAGUUAUUUGACAGUAGCUGACUUAAGUAAGAUAGUGUCCUUAUUCCAACCUUAGCAAAGUAGGCAGAAUUUACAAUACUUCUAGAAAAGUUGAUCUUGGGUGCCAUAGUGGGCCACAUUUAGCAAUCUGCUUCUUAAAUCAGAGGGAGACCCAUUUACCCAAAUGCUGAUUUGCCAUGUGAAAAUCUAAGCAAUUGGUUUAAAAGAAAAUCCACAUUUUGCUAUAGAACAUGUAGAGGGAAGAACUUCCACUUGGGUUUGAAACACUAAUAUUCAUCCCUUCCCUUCAAAUGAAGCAUCUCUUUUUUAAAAAUGUUGGAGAACUCCCCGAGAAUUCUUGGGGAGGUGAUGCAGUCAUUAUAACCACACGGACUCUCCAGGUUUGCAUAGCAGUCGACUUUUUCUUACUGUAUGUCUAUUCCUCCCAAACACUCAUAGUCUAAAAUAGUUGGCAGAUUUGUUCUCUGGAGAGAGGAAGAAGCUAGACUGCAGAUCUAAACUGGGGAGCCAUGAACUUGCUACGGGGUCAUUACUGAUCUCUUGAAAGGGCUACCUUCUAAACUGAUGUAAACUAGACUGUACCUAUUUCAAAAGGAUAGAGAUGCUUUUAGAUCGGCAAUCCUUACUUUUAAAUUAAAUAAUUCCCAACAUCUUAAGAAAUGGGGAAACAUUUUGCUUCAAGAAUAGACGAUGAGCAUGAAUCCUUUAUUUUUUAGUUUCAAAUGCAACAAUCUUCUUACAUUUAGAACUUCAUGCUAGGAUGCUAUGAGUGCUAAAAAAAUUUUUUUUUCAGUAGUCAGGGGAAAAAAAUAGAUAAAAUGGAAGCAAAUGUUCCAGAUUUAAGACCUCUUAGGAUGAAUACAGGGAACAAGAACUGGUUUGGAAAAGAACAUUUUUUUUUAGUAAUUUAUGAUUUAAAAGUGGGUUAGCUGAACAAGGGAAAGGAAAAAAAGUCAAAGGAGAAUAUUUAUCUCAUGACAUUUAGAUAUAGUUAUGAAAAAUAAAAUUUCCCAGCACUGAAAACAUUGGUAGCAUCUCAGCAUAGAGGGCAAUAACUAUAAUAAAUGCCAAUAUUUGUUCCAAAAAAAAAAAACCCAAAUGUGUAAAAUAUAGUCCCCAAAAA